This is a messenger RNA of Stylonychia lemnae, 6951 nucleotides long. NCBI's taxonomy places the organism in Eukaryota, Ciliophora, Spirotrichea, Sporadotrichida, Oxytrichidae. The record is from the annotation of a GenBank genome assembly.
AUGGAUCAUAGAUUUGACUACUCACACAGUGGUGAGAAAAAGCCUUCUAUUCGUGAGGAUUUAACCGGAGAUGAUUUCCAGGAAAAUUAGAUAAUUAAUGAGGAUGAGGUAAGCGAAAAGCACUUAAAUUUCUACCUUGUGACAAAUAAGUCAGAUCUAAUUAAGACAAACUUCAAACUAAAUCUAAAGAACGUAAACUCAUAAAAGAAGCCUAUCAAGAUGGAUAGACUAGAUGAAAACAUCUUUUAUGCCAGAGUAAAGUUCACCGAAGGAGACCUUAUUUACAUGAACGAACUCAAAUAUUCAUACAGUAAGUUUGAGGCGGCAGAAGAUUUGGCUGAGACCGAAGAAUCUGAGCAAGAGAGAUCAAAGGCUAAGAAAUUUAUGGGGCUAAGCACCUUGUUCGAUAUUUACUAAAGCAAAAAAAAUUAUUUGCCCUAGAUGAACCCUAAGAAGGAGUACUAUGACAUAAUACUAAAGUUCUUCAUCACAAAUUUUGAUAAGACUGACAGACAUUUCGGGAGACCAACCAUUUUCUAAGAAUAUUUGGAAUUCUUUAUCUGUGAGGGCAACAACAGUUUCCCUUACAGUCAGACAUUUAAGAUCAUGACUGCUGAGUAUAUCUCUAAGUCAGAUAAUAUUGGACUAAAUAUAUACAUUCUAGAGCUAUUCUCUUACCUUGAUAAGAAAAAGAUCAAAUAGAAAACUGAUCACUAUAGAUAACUACUACAAAGAAUGCUUGAUCUUCCAUUUGGAUACAUGAGAUAGAUGAUUUUAGAUACAAAAGAUUAGCCAAACCAUCAAGUUAUAUUACGUGGUUUCCAAAUUUUAAUUCAAUUUGAGCCACUUCUUGGUAUGGAAAUGCUAGACAGUAUGCAUGUCAUUAUAGACAAGUAAAUUUACCUUAAGAGCCUUAAUUUUGUAAAAGAAGAUGUAAAGUUUGCCAAAUACAAGGACAAUAUCAAAAUUGCUAAAACCAAGAGUCUCUACGAAGAAAAUGUCAUUCAACUAUUGAUUGCAUAUGCAUUUAACGAGAGUAAAUCAUUUGAAGCACUACUAUAGAAUGUCGAAGAGAUGGGAAGAUAUACUACAGGCGACACAAUCCUAACAUCAACAAGAGAACUAAAGGCUAGGUUAAGAGUAAAAUACUUGCAAUAAAUAGUUUACAUUCAAUAAAACUAGUUUCUUCAGGCAAACUUCAAAAUUUUGAUUAUUAAGGCUGUUGAAACCUUAAGCAAGAAGAAAAAGUUAGCCUUUAAGGAUAUUAGAAAAAUAUUGACUCUUAAUUUCUACAACAAUUCUAACGACUGCAAGAAUAUACCGGAAUAAUUCUAGGUAUUCAGUUAAUUCAUAGACCUAGUUUAGGAACCAAUAUUUAAUAAAGUAGAUCAGUUUAAUAUCAACGGACAACUUGGUGACUUCAAAAAGCAUUUACAAGUCAUAUUCUCAACAUCAUAUCCAAUCAAAUGGUAGCUUGAAUCCUUACUAAAAGUAAGACCUCAAUAUCAAAACGAUCCUUUUAAGACCCAGCAAUUCACAGAAGUUAUAAUAGAGGAACUAAGAAUGAUUCCGCUGAUAGAAAGCAGAAUUAUCAAAACUAUAUUCAAAGUAAUGUUUCCAGAUUUCAAACUAGUUUUUCCAGAAUUCAGAGCUAUUGGAGAUAUAUCAAUGAAUAUGCUGAAUAAACUUUAUGAAAAAGAAAAGAGAAACAUCUAUGAGGAUGAGGUCAUUUAUUAUGCAAUGAAGAUAGCACAAACUUAUGGUUCUAAUGACUUCUUAGACAAAUUAAAAAUUGAAGUAUUGGAAUGCAUAUAAAAAAUGAAAGAUAGAACAAUAACACUGAGGGAAAUUAAUUAGACUAUUGUAACAAGAAAGAAAAAUUUCUAAAAAAUUAUUUAACUAUAUGAGCCAGAAUUCGACCUAAACAUCAUAGAGGAGUUGGGAAAGACUAAUGAGAUAUUCUAACUACAAGUCAAAAAGUAUUAAAACUUCCUCAACUGGGCUUCAAAAUCUUCUUUGUCGUUCUAAAAGAGAUUAUAUAAGUAAAAUCUGCUGAGAAUUUAAAGUAGCGAGAAACUUGAGGCCAGAAAAGCAACUUCUGAAGAGCACUGGAUAUUCUUUUAAGACUUCAAAAAUGUUGACAAAUACUUUAUCUUCCGAGAAUCCGUUGUAUUUGAGAACCUGUUUCAUCAAAUGCCUGAAGAAAUGGGAAAACUGGCUCUCUAGUUAGAAGAGACCAAAGACAUUGAAACUGGAAAAUAUCAUAAGUCUAUGGAAUAAUUUGAUUUCCUAUCAUCGGAAAUUCUCUUCAAGAAACUUUGCAAAAACCAUUUUAGAAACCUCAGUUCAUAUCCAAGUGAAGUAGUCAAUUAGCAAAAUCUAUAAAGAUACUGGAAAAAUGUUAGUAUGGAAUAGGUUGACAAGGAACUAGAGAUAAUCAAAUCAUAUCUUAUUUAGUAUGAAGGUUAUCCAAAUGAAGAAAUGUUCAAUCAAAAGUUAGUUGAUGAUAUUAAGACCUAUUCGAAUCAAAAAAACAUUUACAAGAACUCAAAUAUUUUCAUUCAGCUUUAGACCUACGCCUCUAAAAUUCUAAACUUUGAUUAUGAGAAAAGUGAGACUUAUCAGAACCUUCAAAACUUCCUUUUAGUUGUUGAAGAAAAUUACCCAGAUGAAAACCUAAGUAAUUUGGCAAAGAAGAUAAGAGAUAUAGAAGAAGUAUUUAGGAAACUAAUUAAAGACUAAGAUAUUAACUGGGAUCACUUAGAGGAAUACAGAAGAAAUAAAGAGGUAUUCGAUUUUUGUGUAUAAAAUGUUGGAUUCGACUUCAACACACUUUAUGAGCACCUUGAUGAAUACUCUUUUCUAAAUAACAAAACUAUAGAGAAUAUUGGUGCAGUUUCCAACUUUUUCUUAUCUGUUUUGGAAAUUUUGCUCAGUAAUAAGAUAAAUGACUAUGAAAGCAUGCUAGAGAUGCUCUCAUAGAAAUUGGAAAAAGAGAUUAAGACAGAUCCUGACUUUAAAUAGAAACUUAUGAACUGUAAUGCAAAUCUUUCAGCCAUCAAGUAGAUAUCGUCUUCAUCAAAGAAUGCCUCAGAAAAUACUCUUUAAAUAAUUGAACAGGCUCUUGAGAAAGGAACAUUUAUUUGGGAGAAAAAAAAUACUAAGUUUGAUUUUAAACUUGAAAUUGUCAUCGAGAGAGAGAAACAUAGCAUCGAUGAGUUCUCAACUCUUGCUAAUAGCCAGAAUUUGUCUGAGCAAAAUACUUAGAUAACCAAAUUAGAGUAUGAUAAAGAAAAGAUUUUUCAACAUUCUAGCAGGGCAAAGCUGUACAUUCACUCUAAGAAAUCAAAUCCAUCUAAGCAAUAAAAGGUGCAAGAAAAUGAUAACAUAUUCGUGAAAGCAGUAGAUCUAAGCAAAGAUAUCAAUAAUGUGCUUUAGUAACUCUAUCAAUAUGGACACAUAGACUAUUAAAACGAUAACUAGGAAUACAUAAGUAUUAAGAUUACUAAAGAUGAAAUUGUUCAAAAUCUGCAAAAAAUUUACAAUGAUAGAGUAAAAGAAUUCAAUUAGUGGAAGAGAUAAUUAAGUCAAUACAGAAAUAAUUACUAUUUUUUGAACUAUGUUCCUAAUCACUUGGUAGCAUCAUUGAUUUUGAUAUCCAACUAAUAAAAAAUAAACCAAAAAGAUUUUGAUAAAGUCCUAGAUAAACUUAUCAGAUAUAAGAUAUUUAAAAAACCAAUUACUUUAGCAGAAGGCACCUCAAGAUUGCAAUAAAUGCAGUUAAGAUGGAACGAGGAAAAAAAUAUUUAUAGUGAUGCAGAUGAGAAUGCCUUUGAACAUUAGGAUUUUAACUACUCUUUGCAAUCAGGGAAAGCACUUUAUAAACUAGUUUCUGAUGAUUUACAACUGAUUAAAGCUGUUAUGUCCAUUUUCGCUAUUGGUAAAAUUUUGCCUGUAUUUGAUAGGCUUUUAUUUUGUAAUGAAGAUACUUAGUACAGUGAAGUGGAGACAUUUAUUAACAGAUCAAUCAUGUUUCCAAACUCUAAGAAAUCUCUUAAGCCAUUUAUUAUAGUAAACUUCUAGAAAUUGCCAUUCAUAAUUUAAUACGAAAUAUAUGAUUUCCUACAAAAAUAUUAAGGUUAAUCAAAUUAAUAAGAAAUUAAUAACUUCACACUCUACAUAUUAUGCGUAUGCGUCCCAAGAUAACCAGUGAGGCUCAUAGAAAUAUUAAGAAGUUAACCACCUUUCUAAUAAUUUGUCAAAGAAGAGAUAAUGAUUGAAAUGUUCAAGAAGUACUCUAAGAUAAAAAUAGUUAAAACUUAGUCAUGUGGGCUUGGAAAAACAGAACUAAUUAAAAGCUAGGCAAAAAAACUUAACUGUAAAAUCUUAAGAAUACCCAUAUAUGGAGAACUUAGCAGGAAGAAAUUAAUUCAGUUGCACUAGCGAAAUAUGAGUAUUUUAGGAUCCUCUCCAAACAUAUGCAUUCAUUAUGAUGUCUAUCCUUCCACUAAACUAGACUUAAAUGAAAUAUUAUUUGAGAUUCUAAUCUUAGGUUGCGUAAAUGAUCAUUUCUAAAAAAUAUAUAAAAUACCUGAACAUGAAAGAAUUUUCGUUGAAAUAAGUCAAAGUUUAAAUGAGUAGUACUACAAAUUUUUCCUAAGUGGAAACAUAAAGUCAAUAGAAUACAAAUGGGAUUUUGCAGGAAUUAAGGUCAAGCCUACCAGAGAGGAUAAAUACUAGAAAGUAUGUAGAUAUCUGCUAGCUCUUCAAACCAAAACAUCUAAAUAUUGUUUGGAGGAAUUAAAGGACCCCAAAACUUUCCUAUAGGAUAUGGAUUGCCAUAUUGUAUUGAGGAAUAACUUUUCGAAAAAGUUAAAAAAUCAAAACUACUACUUUGUGAAUUCUUUUGUGGACUUUGUAUGUGAUUAAUUAGUUAGACUUGAAAACAGCGAUUUCUUCACAUAAGACAAUUUAGAGAGAUAAAUGUCAGGCUUCUUAGGAAUUGGAAUCGCUAAAAAGGCUAAGAAAUUUCAUAAAGAAAUUGUUAAUCAAUUGAUUGAGCUCUCAUAAAGAAUAUCGAUCGUAGAAAAGUAUAGUGAUAGCUAUGAAAUACAAUAGAAUUUAGAGAGAAAAGUUACUGAGGAGGAACAGGCUAAUAGAUUCAGAGAUUUAGAAUGGGAUGUAUUUAAUAACCCCUUCAUAGUCUUCAAUGAUAGUGGCACAAUUACUCCGAUUUACAAAAAUAUUCAGGUGAUUCCAGAAGCCAUUAAGGAGUACAAUAGGAGGAUAAAUAAGUUUAAUAAGGAUGCUUAGGAAUACAAGUUAUACGAUGAAUUCACAUAGGAUGAAUUUGUUGAGAAAAUUCUUGAAAUCUGUGUAAAUGAUGCAAGAAAAGAAAAGCUUAGAAAAUCUAAGGAACUUAAGAGCUUAGUAUUUACUUUGGAUAACUUUAUGAAGUUAGUACUUAUCUAUCUUAGAAUUAGAGCUUAUAUGCCAAUAGUAUUAAUGGGUGAAACUGGAGUUGGAAAAACCUCUCUUGUUGAAUAUCUGGCAAAAAUUAUAGAUGCUGAAUUUUUAGUCUUAAAUUUGCAUGCAGGAGUCCAAGAAAUUGAAAUUAUAAGAUUUGUAAAAAAUGCUCAGUAUACUGCUCUCAACCAAGAACAUAUCAGACCACAGGGCUUGAAAGAUGAAGAGUAUGAAUCUUUGCUUAGAAUGGAAAGAUCAAGCAGUAUGCAAGAUGGAUAUUCUUCUCAAAAGAUACUGAAAAAGAGAAAAGUCAUUUUAUUCUUUGAUGAAAUUAAUACCAAUGAAAAUAUUAACGGGCUUUUAAAGGAAGUAUUUAUUGAUCGCCACUUAAAUGGAAUCCCCUUAGAAGUGAAUAUCUGCUUAGUGGCUGCUUGCAAUCCAUUCAAAUUGAGAAAGAAGGAAAUAAGUGGAAUGACAUCUGGCUUAAAAGUAAGCGAAAGAGACUAGACGAUGUCAAAACUUGUGUAUCGAGUUUUGCCUUUACCAGAGAGUCUGGUUCCUUUUAUUUGGGACUAUAAAUCACUCAAUAAAACUGAAGAAAUUAAAUAUAUUACCAAGAUGAUCGAGAAAACAUAUGAUAAGGCAGCAAUCUUCGGAGAAGGUAUAAAUUCAGUACACUUAUGGGCAGGAAAUAAGCAGCAAGUUCAGGUAUAAUAAAAAAUCCUUGAAUCGCACAAUGGUGAGAUAAAAAAGAUCUCUGCUACAGUCUUAUUAGCUUAGAACAUUAUUAAAGAUUAAGAGGAGAGUUGGGCAGUGAGUCUUAGAGAUGUCUCUAGAUUUAGUAAGCUCUUUAUCUACUUCUCAAAAAACAACUGCAACCAAGAUGAACUUCAGAGUCCAGGAAAUAAGAGAUUCUCAAGAUAAUUGCAAAAGUACAAUAACAGAGAGAUAGCCUUAGUUUUAGCUAUUUACUUCUGCUAUGUCAUAAGGAUUUCAGAUUAAGAUAAAAGGAAGUAAUUUAUUGAGAAAAUAAGCAACGAUCUUGGAAGCUAAGCCUUACCUUGCUUGCUCCCUUAGAAUUUUACAUAAAUUGUAUUGAAGGAGUAAAACAGAUUCUUAGAUUAAAUGGAGAUUAAAGCUGGAAUUGGAAGAUCAUAGACUUUACUCGAGAACAUUUUUGUCAUUAUCACUUGUAUACUGAAUGAUAUACCUCUGAUUAUAACUGGUAAACCUGGUAGUUCAAAAACUCUUGCUAUGAAUCUGAUUUUGAAAUCAUUUAGAGGUAACUUAUCAAGCAAUGCGUUUUUCAAGAAAUUCCCUGCUUUUGUUCCAUUCUAUUACUAAGGCUCUGAAUAAACUACAUCAAAAGCUAUUGAAAAAAUCUAUAAGAAAGCUUAAAAAGCUGGAGAAAAGAUGAAGGGGGAGAAUAGAAAGGCUGUGGUAAUAUUCGAUGAAAUUGGUCUAGCUGAGAGAUCCUUUGCUUGA